Messenger RNA from Propithecus coquereli (Coquerel's sifaka), 549 nucleotides. It is a transcript of the gene CD300H, whose product is annotated as CMRF35-like molecule 6. The record is from RefSeq and is a predicted model, not a curated record. Gene Ontology annotation, molecular function: transmembrane signaling receptor activity. The transcript has 3 exons. Bases 1 to 549 code for a protein of 182 amino acids. Lineage: Eukaryota; Metazoa; Chordata; Mammalia; Primates; Indriidae. Gene Ontology annotation, cellular component: plasma membrane.
AUGGCCUUUUUGUAUCCCCAUGGGCAACCCUUCUUCCGCUGUGACCUGGACCCACGAGCAGGGAGCUUGGUCUACACGGGCAGGGACUCCUGUCUGGCUCUGAGCUGCUCCAGCACCGUGACGGGCGCCGAGGGGGGAUCCCUGAGUGUGCAGUGUCAGUAUGACGAGAAAUACAAGACGUCUAACAAAUACCGGCGCAGACAGCCGUGCCUGCCACUUUGGCAUCAGAUCGUGGAGACCGGAGGGUCGGAGGGAGAGGUGAGGAGUGGCCGAGUGUCCAUCGCAGACCAUUCUGGGGACCUCACCUUCACCGUGACCCUGGAGAACCUCACGGCAGACGACGAGGGAAAAUACCGAUGCGGGAUCGCCACGCUCCUGAGGGCCGGUGGACUCCACGGCCUCCUGCCGAGCCCUUCUUCCAGGUCCCUGCUCGGCAGCGUCCACUUCCUGCUCCUGGUCUUCCUGAAGCUGCCCCUGCUUCUGAGCAUGCCGGGUGCUGUCCUUUGGGUGCACAGGCCCCAGAGGGCUCCGUGGACACAGCCGGCCUGA